GCCUAGUUUUUCUCUGCAUGUAAUGCAUUCUCUUCAACUACAAUCCAUCUCUCUCCACUUGAUGAUGAUCCCUUGUCUGUCUACCAAUUGCAUACCACUUUUCAUUUCACCGACCGGCGACCACCACAAUGAGCCAAAUCCAGGCAGCAUUUAAUGGCAGCUGGGUUUGCCAGUCACAAAACUAUGCAAAGACAAGAGGUAUCUUUUUCGGUGACAAUCCAUUCCGCCACCCCAAGACGGUCAUUCUGGCUCAGCUUUCUUUAGCCUCCCUUUUCACCGCCUUCUUUCAACUCCUUUUCAAUCCGCUCGGUGAGAGUGGCUUUUUCUCUCAGAUGAUAGUGGGAAUUUUGAUUGGGCCAUCGCUAUUGGGAUCUCAUCUGAACUCUUUUAGGAACGCUAUCUUCCCCUUGAGGAGCGUUUAUGUGAGCCAAACCUUCUCCUACAUCGGCUGCAUGUUCUUUCUGUUUCUGGUAGGGGUACGAACGGACCUAAGCAUGAUAAAGAAAUCGGGAAAGAAAGCAGUGGUCAUCGGAUUUCUUACCUACGUCCUCCCCAUCUGCCUAAACUUAAUUCUGGCUGCAAUUAUAAACAAUAAGUUCGAUUUGGAACCCACUUUAAAAAAGUCUGUUUUUGUCAUCGCCGGUUUUCAGGGUAUAAGUUCCUUCCAUGUCGUCGUUUGUCUCCUGGCUGACCUCAAACUACUAAAUUCUGAACUUGGUCGGUUAGCCACUUCGUCUUCGUUGGUCAGUGGUCUCUGCUCUUGGCUCUCCGUCGUCACUUGCUUCACCAUAAAUAGCAACUUUCAAGGCAAACAAGAUGUCUUAACAUAUAUGAAUCUGAGUAUGGGGUGUUUGAUUAUUCUUAUCGUCUACAUUUUACGUCCCAUUAUAUUAUGGAUGGUCAAGCGAAUAACAGAGGAGAAAUCAGUAAAAGAGGAUCAUAUAUAUGCCAUAUUUCUUAUGGUUUUAUCUUGUGCAUUCUUUAGUGAAGUAAUUGGUCAGCAAAUGAUGCUUGGACCCAUGAUGUUGGGGCUUGCGGUGCCCGAUGGACCACCAUUAGGCUCCGCACUGGUGGCUAAACUUGAAUCCUAUGUCUCCUCUGUUCUUCUUCCAAGUUACUUUGUACUAAGCGGCUCUCUAGUGAAUAUAUCUAGCAUCCAAUGGGACACCCUCUAUGUUGUGGAGAUGUUCGCUUUAUCUGGCUUUGCUGGUAAACUUCUUGCCACCGUGGUACCGUCACUUUACUGUAAAAUGCCCCUAAAUGAUGCCUUAUGUUUCGGUCUUGUCAUGAGUGCCCAAGGCAUAACCGAUGUCCUCAUGCUUCAUCAUGCUUUUUACCUCGGGCUGAUUAAUGUAGAUAUAUAUACGAUAAUGUCCAUUUCAAUGGUUUUGAUAACCGGAAUCAUGACGCCGAUUAUCAAGUUACUCUACAAUCCGUCCGAGCGAUAUGUCUCCCAUUUGAGAAGGACCCUUCAACAUACACGACCGGACGCGGAGCUGCGAAUGAUGGCCUGCAUUUACUCCGAAGACCAAGCGCCUUCUAUCAUCAACCUCCUGGAGUUGUCCAAUCCUACGUCCAUAAGCCCCAUAUGCUUUUACGUUGUCCACCUCCUCGAGCUUACUGGGAGGUCAGCUCCAGUCCUCCUAAGUCACCGGCCGGGCAAAAAAAACUCUUUUCAGGCAUACUACUCCGAGCACAUCAUAAAUGCCUUCAGAAUGUACGAGCGGCAGCGUCGAGGGUUUCUAGUAGUGAACUUAUUCACCGCUAUUUCGCCAUAUGCUACGAUGCACGACGAAAUAUGUUCCCUUGCUAUGGACAAGAGAGUAGCAAUGGUGAUCAUUCCGUUUCACAGGCACUGGGCCGUGCAUGGCGGAAUGGAUGAACUUCCCCGACCAGUCAGAUCAGCAAACCAUAAUAUCCUGCGAAGCGCGCCCUGCUCUGUGGGUAUUUUGAUCGACCGUGGCACGUUUAUGGGGACAAGCUCUUUAUCGAGCAAGAGUUUGUAUAGCAUCGGGGUGAUUUUCGCGGAAGGACCUGAUGACAGGGAAGCCCUAGCAUACGCCCUACGUAUGGGUGAUCACCCUAACGUAUGCAUCACGGUGGUCCAAUUGAUCGCCAACAACAAACACAAGGUCAGUACUAAUCAAAGCGAUCACCUUGACGAUCAAAUCAUCAACGAAUUUAAGAUCACAAUGGUCGGGAAAAAACAUCAUACUUUCAGGGAAGAAGCUGUUAGUGACAGCGUCGGAACAGUGGCCGUUAUUCGAUCGGUAGAGAAUUGUUUUCACCUAAUUCUGGUGGGAAGACGCCACGACAAAGAGUCGCGGUUGUUCCUAGGGCUAGGGUUGACAGAAUGGAAUGAGUUUCCGGAGUUGGGUUUGAUCGGCGACAUGCUGGCUUCAACGGAUUCUAACUGUCAUACAUCGGUGUUGGUGGUGCAACAACAAACGUUCGCCAACGAAUUAAUAGGGAAGGACAAGUUCCUGUUCAAAGAUUCAUGUGUUGUUCUGGAUAUACCCCAGAAUUCUGGAAAAGUGUGGCCUGAAUUAAAAUAGAUUUAACUUAAUUAAAUUUUUGGUUGAGC
Rubroshorea leprosula is the source of this 2584-nucleotide messenger RNA. The record is from the annotation of a GenBank genome assembly. Lineage: Eukaryota; Viridiplantae; Streptophyta; Magnoliopsida; Malvales; Dipterocarpaceae.